Molecule: messenger RNA, 494 nt
Organism: Gryllus bimaculatus (two-spotted cricket)
Lineage: Eukaryota; Metazoa; Arthropoda; Insecta; Orthoptera; Gryllidae
Source: the annotation of a GenBank genome assembly
AGCUCCAUCCAGCCGCCCUGCGAGCGUGAGCGCUCUGACGCCGCGACACGGGGCCUGGUCGCGCCGCUCCGGCUCGGCGCCACCGUCGCACCUUCGCACCCGCCCGCAGUCAGCGCCUUCGCCGGCGUCUCAGCACUUCCGGACUCCGCGACACCGCUCUGCAGCAGUGAUGUUCGUGUGCCGUUUCGUGAUUUUAUUGUAACCCGACAAGAAGCAGCGGCUCGGCCGCAGGUUGACGAAGAGACGCUAGUGCCCGAUGGGGGAAGUUGCCAUGGAGCCGGGUGCCUCCGGCCCGCGGCGUCCGAAGCUGGAGUUGUUGCUGUGUGUGCUCAUCGCAGUGACGAGUUUGGCCGCCACAACGACACAAGCACCGCCCGACUGUGAGUCUGGGCAGUUGACGUGUAAUCAGUACGUAUGGAACAAGACGUACUGCAUCCCACCUCACUACCGCUGCGAUAUGACAAUCGACUGUGUCGACGGCAGCGACGAGGCGG